Loxodonta africana (African savanna elephant) is the source of this 4691-nucleotide messenger RNA. It is a transcript of the gene AEBP2, whose product is annotated as AE binding protein 2. Gene Ontology annotation, cellular component: ESC/E(Z) complex. The transcript has 9 exons. The record is from RefSeq and is a predicted model, not a curated record. Gene Ontology annotation, biological process: regulation of transcription by RNA polymerase II. Bases 113 to 1639 code for a protein of 508 amino acids. NCBI's taxonomy places the organism in Eukaryota, Metazoa, Chordata, Mammalia, Proboscidea, Elephantidae.
GGCGUCGGCUGAGUUUUGGGCGUUUGGGAGGGGGCGAAGGAGCGAGAGUCGAGAGAGGAGGCGGCGGCUGCGGCGGCGGCGGCGGCGAGGAGGUGGAGGAGUAGGCGCCGCCAUGGCCUCCGCUAUCACUGAUAUGGCCGACCUGGAGGAGCUCUCCCGCCUGAGCCCUCUGCCCCCCGGCAGCCCUGGCCCGGCGGUACGGGGUCGGGCUGAGCCCCCUGAGGAAGAGGAGGAAGAGGAAGAAGAGGAGGCGGAGGCCGAGGCUGUGGCGGCGCUGCUGCUGAACGGCGGCGUUGGUGGGGGCGGCGGCGGAGUGGGGGGCGGCGAGGCGGAGACGAUGUCGGAGCCUAGCCCCGAGAGUGCCAGCCAGGCCGGGGAAGAUGAGGACGAGGACGAAGACGAGGAGGAGGACGAGAGCAGCAGCAGCGGCGGUGGCGAGGAGGAGAGUAGCGCCGAGAGCCUGGUGGGCAGUAGCGGCGGGAGCAGCAGCGACGAGACGCGCUCGCUGAGCCCCGGCGCUGCCAGCAGCAGCAGCGGCGAUGGGGACGGCAAGGAGGGCCUGGAGGAGCCCAAGGGACCGCGGGGCAGCCAGGGCGGUGGCGGGGGCGGCAGCAGCAGCAGUAGCGUCGUCUCUAGCGGCGGAGACGAGGGCUACGGGACCGGGGGAGGCGGAAGCAGCGCGACCUCCGGAGGCCGGCGAGGCAGCUUGGAGAUGUCGUCGGAUGGGGAGCCCCUGAGCCGCAUGGACUCGGAGGACAGCAUAAGCAGUACUAUAAUGGAUGUAGACAGCACAAUUUCCAGUGGGCGUUCAACUCCAGCAAUGAUGAAUGGACAAGGAAGCACUACUUCUUCAAGCAAAAAUAUUGCUUAUAACUGUUGUUGGGACCAGUGCCAGGCUUGCUUCAACUCUAGUCCAGACCUGGCAGAUCACAUCCGUUCCAUACACGUAGACGGUCAGCGAGGAGGGGUAUUUGUUUGCUUAUGGAAAGGUUGUAAAGUAUAUAACACUCCAUCAACCAGCCAAAGUUGGUUACAAAGGCAUAUGCUAACACACAGUGGAGACAAACCUUUCAAGUGUGUUGUUGGUGGCUGCAAUGCCAGCUUUGCUUCUCAGGGAGGGCUAGCUCGUCAUGUACCUACACACUUCAGUCAGCAGAACUCCUCAAAAGUUUCUAGCCAGCCAAAGGCCAAAGAAGAAUCCCCUUCUAAAGCUGGAAUGAACAAAAGGAGAAAAUUAAAGAACAAAAGACGACGCUCACUACCACGACCACAUGAUUUCUUCGAUGCACAAACACUGGAUGCAAUAAGACAUCGAGCCAUAUGCUUUAACCUCUCAGCUCAUAUAGAAAGUUUAGGGAAGGGGCACAGUGUUGUUUUUCAUAGUACUGUAAUAGCUAAGAGAAAAGAAGAUUCUGGAAAGAUAAAACUUUUGCUUCAUUGGAUGCCUGAAGACAUACUGCCUGAUGUAUGGGUGAAUGAAAGUGAACGACAUCAAUUAAAAACUAAAGUAGUUCAUUUAUCAAAGCUACCCAAAGAUACUGCCUUGCUUUUGGAUCCAAACAUAUACAGAACAAUGCCGCAGAAGAGGUUGAAGAGAACUCUAAGAAAAAUGUUCAGUUUGUAUUUAAGCAAACAGUGAACGACAUUUGCAAUCAACUAAAAAUUCGUCUAUCGAAUUAGGGCUGAAAAUUACUGUUAAGAGUGUUGCAGUAUGUCUGGUGGCUCCCUUUGCAGGACUAGGGUUUUCUCAUGGAGUACAGUAUGUUAUUAUUUACCUAUAAAACUAAUCUGUUAACGGUUUUUGAAAAACCUCUAUCUCACAUGAUUUGAGUAAUCCUCGUAUUUUCAUUUUGACCUAUAUAAGUUUUUUUUUUCUGAGGAAAGCAUUUGGUUUUUGAGUUGUUUUUUCUUAAUGUAAGAAAAAUUGUAUUUUUUUUAAAGUAUCUUCAAACUGAAUCUUUUAUGCACCAAAGUUGGUUUUGAAAAGGAAAAUAAAAUCACUUUCUUGCUUGGUAAGCAAGAAGCCAUAUGGAUUUUUUUUAACUUACAGAAAUGGAAAUAUGUGUAACUUGUUAGCAUUGUAUCAAACAAAUGUUGCAUAGAGAUAAUAGAACAUUGCUUGUAAAUAAUUCAGCAGAUUUGUAAUAUAUUUUUAUAUUAUGAAAUGUACUGUAGAUGUUUUUCUAGAGGCAUGAAAAAUGUAUAUAUUAUGGUAGAAAUAAUAUUGAAGGAUAUUGUAAUUCACUAGUGCUACCAGAGAAACUGUUAAUAAAGCACCUUUUUUAACAAUAAAUGUCUUUUGCAAACUUAAGGGACUAUGUACUACUGUUAAUAUCUAUAAGAACAAAACACAUUGAACAUCCUUCCAGAAAGUCUUUGAGGGAGGACCUGUACCCAUAAUAGAAUUAUGGCACUCAUUUCUGACAGUGACCGUGAAGUCAAUUAUUUCCUUACUGUUGGAAGGACAUAUUGUAAAGUAUGUGGUUAUAUGCAGUCAAACUGCAGAAAAUACUCCUGAUUGAGGAGUUUUCACUUUACUACAGUAAAUAUAAAAACCAGCAGUUUUUACACUAAAUUUUUUAAAGAAAUAAUAGACAAAAAUAUAGAAUUAAGCUUUUGGUUCCAAAAUGGGAAAAGUUCCAUGAUAGAUAAAUCAUUUCUCAUUUGCUUUAAAAAAUUAAAAAAAAAUAAAAAUUAUGGGAGAAUUUAUUCAUCACAGUGGAUUAAAGAGAUGUAUACAUGAAAUGAGUCAUAUAAAAUUAAAUAAGUGCAAAUAAAAGCACUGCUACUAUAAGACAUUCUGGAAUGGAUGUUUAAUAAGGUUAUUAUCCAUAUUAUCUGUAACAAAUGUGAUUUUAUUUUUUGAAAAGAAAGUGUUUUUUUAUCUUCUUUUGCUUAAGCACUUCAUCAGUUGCUUUAUUCUGUAUCUACAAAGUAACCUGCAAUCUCCUUUGUUUUUUUUAUUUUGAUUUGUUAUGAAAUUGCCAAAUAGAAGUGUUUCAGAUAUAUAGUUUGUACUUGUAUUUUUAUUUUAAUGCUUCAUGUUCUUGUAAGUCAUUCUUAAUUGACCAAUGAUUGUAGACCUUUUGCUUGAGUAUUUUUUUCUAAUAAAACAAAGCAAAUCACGUUUAGCUUCAAAAUUGUAACAAUUCAAUUAAAUUUUAAAAUGACAUCUGAAAAUAUACACCUAAUAUUUCCUUUAGGGGCACAUGGAUAAAUUACUUUUAUCCUUUGUAGAAAUAUUUGUAUUUUAAAACUAAAUUUCAUGGUUAUCAAUUGGCCUCUAGUGUUUGCUGCUUAUCUUAUCUGCCUUUGAUUCCUUACUAUUAACACGCGAGAGAGAAUGUGGAAUUAAAAUAAGCUAGUUUUGUAACUUAUUAUUACACACAUUCAGUUAUGAUUGGGAAAUAAGUGUGAAAUUUUAAAUUUGUAACGUUCAUUUAUUGAUGUCUACUCAUCUAUAUUGUCCCUCCUAUAGACAACAUGUGUAACAUGGCACGUGAAAUAAUCAGUCUCUUAUUUAAAAUUCAUUGUUCUGAAUCGGUUGAAUUCAGCCCAUAAACAUACCCAUUCAUUUACAUAUUGUCUGUUAAUGAUUUCUGUUUGUAGUGACAGAGUUGACUAGUGAGCCUUAUGGUCUGUAAGUCUACAAUAUUUACUAUCUGACCCUUGAAAAAGUUUGCUGACUCCUGGUCUAGUUGCUAAAAUUUUUGGCAAAAUAAAUUUAGACCACACAACUUGCAUUUUUUUGUGAUUGUGUUAAUAUUGAAAAUAAGCCAGUACAUUAAAAACUAGUGAAAGUUCCUUAAUUUACAGUAUGCUUUGCUAUACUAGGUACCUGCAACAUAUGGUUCUUUUUAAAUUUUUUCCUAAAUUUUAUAUUGAAUUUCUUAAUAAUUGCUAAUAACCCAACAGUUUUACCAUUUAUGGCUUGUAUUUUGUGUUAUUAAAUAGGACUAAAUGAGAUUUUGUAAAUCAGAUCAUGUUUAAACCAUAUGGCACAUUUUUAUCUAAGAGAAAGUGGAAAAAUUGUAAAAUUUAAAGUUGUUUAUUUUUCUAAUAAACUUACCUUUCAUAUAUAAAUCUUCCAUAAAGCGGACCCACAUUAUUACUUCUGAAUUUUAGGGGAAAGGAAAUUAAGAUGGACAGUAUUUAGCUCUCAAUGCAUAUUUUAAGAUUUGUUGUACUCAUUGAAAGCAUUGAUAAUCAUGUCAGUAAACCUUUGUGAGUGUGAAGCUUUUCUCCCUUUUACAUCUCAAUAAAAUGUUUAAAAAUAUGCAUAUAUUCUUUAAAAAGAGGAUACAUUUGCUGCAAGUAUAUAAAGCAUGCUUCAUUGUUUUUGCUAUUUGAAUUUUUUCCUCAGUGUAAUAUAUGAUUAGCAAAAGUGUUACAUUUUAAACAAAAUAUGGGGAAAAUGAGAGUAACAUAAUUAAGAUAGCUGAAGGAGGCCUUCUAUUUAGUCACAAUUCAUUCUUUAAAAAAAAAAUAAUACUUCUGCAACUAAGAAAUUCUCAGUGUAGGUACAUUCCUGUUAAUACAAGUAUGUGUACAUUCUGUCUGUUACAUAGUAAAGCCUGGAGUUAAAUCCUAUGUCAUUUGAAGGUUUGCUUUUUUUUUUUUAAAGAGAAGUGGUUUAUUUGGUGGUUUUACAUUAAAAUAUUUUUCUAUUCUAAACAAUUACUACAUAAAGG